This is a messenger RNA of Drosophila hydei, 490 nucleotides long. Its product is annotated as sarcocystatin-A-like. Gene Ontology annotation, molecular function: cysteine-type endopeptidase inhibitor activity. The record is from RefSeq and is a predicted model, not a curated record. Bases 66 to 425 code for a protein of 119 amino acids. The transcript is spliced from 3 exons. NCBI's taxonomy places the organism in Eukaryota, Metazoa, Arthropoda, Insecta, Diptera, Drosophilidae.
GCUGAGCGUCGAGCAUUCAGUCUGGAAACGUACUUUGUGCAGUUCGGCGGAAAUUUGGAAAAAAAAUGUUCUCAAUGAAAAUCAUUUUUGUUCUCAGCUUGGCCUUGACAGUUGUUUCGGCUGGCCUUCUCGGCGGCGUAUCGGAGCUCUCUGGCUCUGAACUUAAGGAAGCCGAGGAAACCCUAAACAAUUCACUGGCCAAAUUGGCUAGCGGCGAUGGACCCAACUAUAAAUUGGGCAAAAUUAUCAAGGCAACGCACCAAGUUGUUUCAGGCAGCAAAUACGUUUACGAUGUGGAGCUGAUUGACGGCAGCACCACGAAGACUUGCAAUGUGGAGAUCUGGUCCCAGCCCUGGCUCGAGAACGGCAUCCAAGUGACCUUUAACUGCCCCGACGGUCAAGUAGUCAAGAAGCACAGCGCCUAAGCGCUGAUUCUCUAAGCGACCCAUAACCAUGUCAGCUUUACAAUAAAGAACAAGAAAAACUAAAA